This is a messenger RNA of Condylostylus longicornis, 2373 nucleotides long. It is a transcript of the gene RunxA, whose product is annotated as runt-related transcription factor 3. Gene Ontology annotation, biological process: regulation of DNA-templated transcription. The transcript has 7 exons. Gene Ontology annotation, cellular component: nucleus. The record is from RefSeq and is a predicted model, not a curated record. Gene Ontology annotation, molecular function: DNA-binding transcription factor activity, RNA polymerase II-specific; ATP binding; RNA polymerase II cis-regulatory region sequence-specific DNA binding. Bases 323 to 2113 code for a protein of 596 amino acids. NCBI's taxonomy places the organism in Eukaryota, Metazoa, Arthropoda, Insecta, Diptera, Dolichopodidae.
AAAAAAAUUUUUAUAAAUUUGCAAUAUUUCAGAAUUUUGGUGUAAUAUGAAAUAAUUAUUGUAAUUAAAAUUAAAUUGAGAAAAAAUUAAGAACCAAAUACUAUUUCAGCCGAAAAUUGUAUUCAAGAUAUUUUCAAUUAUUAUUAAAAUGUAAAAUACAAUUCGAUUAAAAAAUUAAUAUAUAAAAUAUAAAAAAAAAUUCUCAUUAAUAAUAUUUGAUUUUACCGUCAAAAUAUUUAAUUAAAAUCCAAUCAAAUUGCGUCUAAAAAAUACCCCGACUCUGAUUAAAUCAAAACAAAUUUAUAAUAAUAAAAAAUUUAAAAUGCAUUUAACAGCUAACACUAACCCUACGGGGAAUAAUAAUAACAAUAACAAUGGAAAUAAUAACAAUUCAUCUGGCAAUAAUAAUAACAAUAAUAAUAAUAACAAUAAUAAUAAUAAUAACAAUAAUAGUAAUGGUAAUUCAAAUUCAACUGGUUCAAAUGGAACAAACAAUUCAACAGAAAAUAAUACACCACCAACAGCUGCACAACUUUUACAAGAAGCAUAUACAAAAAUGACAUCAGAUAUAUUAGCGGAACGUACACUUGGUGAUUUUUUAUCAGAACAUCCUGGUGAAUUAAUACGAACUGGUAGUCCAAUGUUCGUUUGUACAGUAUUACCACCACAUUGGCGAUCAAAUAAAACAUUACCGGUUGCCUUUAAAGUUGUAGCAUUAGGUGAUAUUGGUGAUGGUACAAUGGUAACGGUUAGAGCUGGUAAUGAUGAAAAUUAUUGUGGUGAAUUAAGAAAUUGUACAGCUGUUAUGAAAAAUUCUGUUGCCAAAUUUAAUGAUUUAAGAUUUGUUGGAAGAAGUGGAAGAGGUAAAAGUUUUACAUUGACAAUCACAGUAUCAACAAUACCACCCCUAGUUGCAACAUAUAAUAAAGCUAUAAAAGUAACAGUUGAUGGACCAAGAGAGCCAAGAUCAAAAACAAUGUUAUCUCUUCUAGGGCAACAACAACAAUUUCAUUUUGCAUUUGGGCAACGACCGUUUCAUUUUUCUGCUGAUCCUUUAUCAGGAUUUCGAAUGCCACCAAUUGGAAACUGUCAGAACAUGUCUCAAUUUGGUUUAGGUGCAGCAAAUACACACUGGGGUUAUGGUUCUGCGAGUGCUUAUUCACCUUAUCUAUCAUCAUGUACGACUCCUACAUCAGCACAAUUUAACAAUCCAGCGUUAGGUUUUAGUUGUUCACCAACUGAACAGGGUAAUAAUCAAGAUUAUUCUGGAACGAAUCGGGAUUGUGUACCAAUGUUACCCGAUUCAACAGCAACCGAUUUAGAUCAACAUUUAUCAAAUUUAGUUGGAUCAACAACCGGAUCUAGUCAAAUGACACAUCCAAGUCUAUUGUCAGGUUCUUCGCAAACAUCGAUUUCUUCAACAGUUCCACGUUACUCGAAUUCAAGUAACGAAUAUAAUGUUCAUUCAAGUCAAAAUGGUCCAAGAAGUCUAAGUGAUUCAUCACAGGCCGAAUCUCCAGUUCAAGAGGAUCUUUUAAGUUCUAACACACCAAAUUUAGGUGGUAAUAAUGGAAAUGGACAUGGAAAUAAUGGUCAGAUAUUUCCGGGAGCUGUCAAUCAAAAUCCUAAUUCAUAUAGUUCUAGCGGUGGUGGUGGAGCAAAUAAUCAUUCAAAUAACAAUAACAACAAUAAUGCUGGAAAUAAUAAUAGUAGUGGCAGUGGUUGUAAUGGUUCAUUAUAUCCAGUGUUACCAGCAAGUUUACUAUAUACACAACUUUAUACAGCAGCUAACCAAUCACAUGGUUUUCAUUCGCAUUCAAUACCAUCGCAUGCAUCACCAAAUUCAACAGUUCAUGGUGAAUUACAAACUGUUAUGGAUCAUAUUAGUACAGUUGGAGCACGCCAUAAUCAACAUAAUUUAAUGUCAAUAGGUGGUAUUGGAGGCGGUGGUGGUGGUGUACCAGGAAAUACACAUGAUUUAACUUUAGUUGGCAAUUGCGGUGCUUCUGUACGAAAUGGAGAAGAUGUUGUUGGUGGUCGUCAAGUUGCAUUAGGUGGACAUCGAGGACAUCAUAAUCAAAAUGAUAAUGGCGGGGUUUGGCGACCAUAUUGAAAUCGAUUUUAUUGGUAGGUAAGUUUAAUUAUAUUGCAUUAGUAUAUUAAGUAAAUAUAAUUAUAAAAAAUUUUUAAUGUUAUAACAAGAAAACAGUAGAAUUAAUAAUAAAAUAUUAAUGAAUUAAGAAAAUAGAAUUGUAAUUUUGUUGAAAAAUCAUUAAAAAAAAAUAAUGUAAAUAAAUCGAGUCAUAAUUAUUAAAAUAUUAUUUAAAUCGUCCGAAAAUAGAAAUUUAAAAGUAAAUCUCUUUAUAGAUAUUA